Coregonus clupeaformis (lake whitefish) is the source of this 1223-nucleotide messenger RNA. Its product is annotated as cell adhesion molecule 2-like. The record is from RefSeq and is a predicted model, not a curated record. Lineage: Eukaryota; Metazoa; Chordata; Actinopteri; Salmoniformes; Salmonidae. The coding region runs from base 1 to 1131 and encodes 376 amino acids. The transcript has 9 exons.
AUGCACUCAGUGCGAACAGAGGGGUCGUCAGGGCAGUACCCCGUGGUCCAGAAUCAGACGGUGACAGAAGGGGGGACGGCCAACAUGACCUGCAGAGCAGAAGACAACGACCAGACCUCCCUCCAGUGGUCCAACCCCACACAGCAGACACUCUUCUUCGGGGACAAGAAAGCUCUGAGAGAUAACCGCAUAGAGCUGGUGAGAGCGUCGUGGUCCGAGCUGACCAUCAGUAUCAGUGAGAUCACACUGGCUGACGAGGGGAUGUACACCUGCUCUCUAUUUACCAUGCCUGUCAAGACAGCCAAGGCCUACCUUACUGUACUGGGGGUGCCAGAGAAGCCAGAGAUAGACGGUCUGACCAAGCCUGCCCUGGAGGGAGAUGAGAUCACUCUGACCUGUAUGACCCAUGGCUCCAAGCCUGCUGCCGACCUCCGCUGGUUCAGGAACGAGAAGGAGAUCAAAGGUGCCAAGGAGGUGAACGCCAGCGGGAAGACCUUUACAGUGACCAGUUCUCUGCAGCUGCUAGUAGACAGGAGGGAUGACGGCGUGGCGUACACCUGUAAGGUAGACCACGUAGCCCUGGCACAGACGCCACAGCAGGCUACGGAAGUACUGGAGGUGCACUAUGCUCCUCGUGUGGUGAUCACCAAUUCGUUGACGUUCCCUCAGGAGGGUCAGUACCUGAAGCUGGAGUGUGUAUCCAAGGGAAACCCGUCGCCAGACCCUGUGUUGUGGACUAAGGAUGGAGGAGAGCUACCAGACCUGGAGAGAAUGAUCUUAGAGGGAAGAGAGCUCACCUUUACCACCCUGAACAAGACAGACAACGGAACAUACCGCUGUGAGGCCUCCAACCACCUAGGCACCAGCAGCGCAGAAUACAUACUCUACGUCUAUGAUCCCAACGCCAUGGGGCAGCACGGACCAGACCAUGCUCUGAUUGGUGGAGUGGUGGCGGUGGUGCUCUUCGUUACGUUGUGUCUAAUCAUCUUUGUGGGCCGCUACCUGGCCAGGCAUAAAGGAACGUACCUGACCAACGAGGCCAAAGGAGCGGACGAUGCACCGGAUGCUGAUACGGCUAUCAUCAACGCAGAGGGCAACACACAUGGGGAGAAGAAGGAGUACUUUAUCUAGACUGUAGAGGGCGCUCUGAUCUGCUGCCCCCUCUUUCUCUCUCUUUCUUUCUCUUUAUCUAUCUCUCCCUCUAUCUCCCUCUCUCUCACUCU